This is a messenger RNA of Dacryopinax primogenitus, 3057 nucleotides long. RefSeq lists its product as uncharacterized. Gene Ontology annotation, cellular component: nucleus. Gene Ontology annotation, molecular function: RNA polymerase II cis-regulatory region sequence-specific DNA binding; DNA-binding transcription activator activity, RNA polymerase II-specific. The record is from RefSeq and is a predicted model, not a curated record. The transcript is spliced from 3 exons. The coding region runs from base 1 to 2976 and encodes 991 amino acids. Gene Ontology annotation, biological process: regulation of transcription by RNA polymerase II. NCBI's taxonomy places the organism in Eukaryota, Fungi, Basidiomycota, Dacrymycetes, Dacrymycetales, Dacrymycetaceae.
AUGUCUUCUCCUCCCACCUUCUCAUCCAUUGACCCGGUCCGAGGCCCUCCCCUAACCCAGCUGGAUCCGGUCGGAUCAAGGUCCUCGAAACAUAAGCCUUGGGGCGUACCGUCUCCUGCGCCCACAUGGUCGGACCAUACGGCCGGACCGAAUACCUCUCCUGCACAUAGCCCCAUGCAUCAAUUACUCACGCCUCCAGCAGAUCAGCGAACACCACAACUAGCUUCCUCAAGUUCCCUAGACCGUUACCUCUCAUCCGGCCGUUCUCCAGUAGCGGCUUCCUCAUCUUCUGCAUCGAUCACUGGCAGGCCAGCAGGCCGAUUUCAAACCCUAUCACCGCCUGUAUCUAGAUCUGCAUCUGGAUCUGCUGCCCACGCGAGCCGUUCUCAAGAUAACACCACGGGCGACUCAGAGCCCUUGUCCGCCCGCCCGGGCGUGUCCGCACACCGCCAUGGGAGCGGGAGCACGUCAACACGACCCGCUGGCUUCCCAUCGGUGCCCGAGCUGUCUGGCCCCUCCGCCCCUCUUGUCCUCCAAUCUCCAGCACGCGAGCCCCUCGUGUCUGUAUCCGAGUCGCCAUCACGCAGAAACGCAUACAGUAGUUCAGCGCCUGUCAAUCUUUCUCCCCCCCAGGCAGCCUGCCUAAGAUACCCGCUCUACCUGGAGCGCUCCGCCUCCCCGGUUCCGGUGCCGGCUCAGGUGCAGCUCCAGGACCCUGGCUCGGACAUUGACGAUCCCUCAGAAGCAGCUUCGGCUCACUCUUACCAGUCCAUGUUUCAGGUCCAGCUCACCGGCAGGAGCGGCAGCACAGGCGAGAGCUCCCGAAGUCAAAGGCACCCGUACACAAAGUAUAUUACUGAUGAUGAAGCAAUAGAACAGGCUAGGGGACAGAAGCGAAAACCCAGUUAUACCCACACCAUCUCAGACGAUCGACAUAACAAGAUGCGCCGAUCUGCUGAAGCACGACUCUCUGGAGGCAGUUUCCCAAACUACACCACCUCCCAAUCCCAAAUGCCAGUUCAAAAACGACCUGAUCCGAUGGCCAACAUGAUCACGAUCACUUGCUUUCAUCCCAUAGUGGCUCAGAAAUCGUACGGUGCGGAGAAACGUUAUUUCAGCCCACCACCUUUCGUGGCCAUCCGUGGGCCGUUGCAGAACGCGCCGUCUCAGGCACUCGAGAUGAACGUCAUCACGGGGCGUGAGAGCGGCGGGUCAGGAGACGUCGAGUCUACACAGACCCAGUUCUUGGAUGGAAACUUCAUCGCCACCUUCCGUACUCUGCACGUUGGUGGCAUGUCAAACCGGAAACGCUGCCAGCUCCGCCUCACCAUUUCGGACGCAUCAACAUCAGAUGUACCAGAGACGGUCGACGCACUCGCCAGCAGGCCGUUCAUGGCUCCACAGAAUCCUUUCUACCUGCUCCCGAUGAGCGUACCAACCGGUGCAAGGAAGUGGGCGACAUUCCUCUCCGCUCCUAUCGCGAUCCUCUCCAAGCCUGCGAAACACAUGAAAUCGCAUGAUCCAAGCAGCAUCACAUUCGGAAGUACGGUCAGCCUAUAUCACAGACUCAACUCGCAGACGGCGCGAACAAAGUACGUGCAUAUCAACUCCGCCCGGCGAAUGCUAGAAACGAGUGGUGCCAGCUGGACGCCACUAGUGGUGGAGAGAGUGGACACACCUGCAGGUCCGGGUCGACCUGGCGGACUCAGCCUUCCAUACACUGCCCCGAGCUUUGCGGAAGGCUUUGGCUCACUCCCAGAUCCUGACCCGUCUCUCCACACGCCCAGAAUCGCACCGCUUCCUCAGAUCCUGGAUGUUCGACGUCUUGAGGUGCUCGCUCCGGUGACGUUCAAUAGCACGAUCACCCUGUUUGACCCACAAACUGGUGUGCGAUCGCCGCCACUCAUUAUCAAAAAGGUGGUGAACGGGCACAUCAAACCGGAUGAACCUUCAUUCGGCGACCCCUUGGAUCCUCUCAACCAUCUCGGAGCUAGCUCUACGUUGAGGCCUCUCGAGCCUGUUGGCCAGCUGCAAAAGGUGGCGUUCAUGCGACCCCCGCAAACGUAUCCCCGCGGUCGUGUUGCAACAGGGACGGAGCCGAACAUGUACUGGGGAACACCUCCAGACAGCGAUGAAAUGAUGUUUGGCACUCCGAUACAAAGUGGUCGGCCAGCGAGAGCAUACAGGCCAAGAUCAAGGAGAUUGGCGGCUGCGAUGGAGUCUCAAUCUCAACCGGAGGAGCCUGAUGAAGGACUGGAAGAGCUGGAUGAUGCGGUGGUAUGGACCAUCGUCUCAGUCACGAACUUCAAGUAUAGCUACUUCGCGUCUGAUCCUGGCAGGGUGAUCCCUCCCGAAGUGGCCGCCGCUUCAGUGACCCCCUUCCCCGCUCUCCGUCAAGAGCCCUUCUAUCGGCCCCAGAUGCACGCGCUGCAACUUCUCGUAGACGACUUUGACCAGUCUCUGGAAAUCUGGGUGGGGUCAUUUGGCCCUCUACGGGUGUCCCUGCUGCGACAAGGCACCGAUCAACAAACGAGGAAAAUGUACGAUCCAAGAACCUGGUUCGAGGUGAAACGGCCUCCUGUGGAUCAGCCAGCCGCUGAAUUCGCCAUUGGCGGAGGCAGUCUGCCCGAACGGACCGCUUCUUCCGUCUCACCGACCGCGUCGCCUGACGCACAAGCCGGAUCAAGCAAGACCGGGCCAAAGCCACUGCGGGCUAAGAUUCCCCCGGCGCUGGAUGUCGCCAAGCCACAGACGGUGUUACAAGUUGACCUUCCGCCAAUUCUGCACCUUGUACGCUCAUGCUUCAGAAACGAGCCCGCAGGCAACGCCGUAACCGACUUGCCGAUCAUCUUUAUGCGCACUCUGGACGGGACUGGCUUCCACAGUGGAAAAUCGAUCGUGGUGGAGAACAUCUUGGGGGAACAUUGUAGUAGAAACGACGUUGCGGGAUGGACAGUGCGGGUCGUCUCGCGUUGAUGAAACGGCAGUAAAGAUAAACCGUUCAAUUGUACCAGUAGCUCUCCGUGCAUUUGUUUUUAUUGUCUCCGUGCUUACGAG